This is a messenger RNA of Spinacia oleracea (spinach), 1325 nucleotides long. Its product is annotated as hydroxyethylthiazole kinase. Gene Ontology annotation, molecular function: ATP binding; magnesium ion binding; hydroxyethylthiazole kinase activity. Gene Ontology annotation, biological process: thiamine biosynthetic process. Bases 90 to 935 code for a protein of 281 amino acids. The record is from RefSeq and is a predicted model, not a curated record. NCBI's taxonomy places the organism in Eukaryota, Viridiplantae, Streptophyta, Magnoliopsida, Caryophyllales, Amaranthaceae. The transcript is spliced from 2 exons.
CAUCAUUUACAUUAACUACGAAUUUCUCCAAAAGGAGAGCCAAAACAAAAAAAGUUUGUACACAGAAGGAGAGCCAAAAAAAAAAAAAAAUGGAGAGCUUCCUCUCAAACAACCAAGAAACACCACAAAAAUGGUCCCAAAUAUCAUGGGAAUUCCUCUCAAAAGUGCGCCAAAACUCUCCAUUAAUCCACUGCAUAACAAAUUACGUAUCCAUGGAUUUAGCAGCAAAUACCCUCUUAGCCGCCGGAGCUUCUCCUGCUAUGCUCCAUUCAUCCGAUGAAAUCCCCGAUUUCACUCCACAAGUUGACGCCCUCUACAUCAACGUCGGCACACUCACUGCCGCCGUUUUACCGGCAAUGAAGUCAGCCGCCGAAAUCGCCGUAAAGCAUGGUAAAUCGUGGGUGUUCGACCCUGUCGCCGCCGGUUGUUCCAGUUUUCGAUUAAGGGCUUGUUUGGACUUGCUUUCGUUGAAGCCCACUGUUGUCAGGGGUAAUGGGUCUGAGAUUAUUGCUCUUUCUCGUGCUUCUAUGGGUGACACUAAGGGUGCAGAUAGCUUGCAUGAAUCAAGGGAUGCUUUAGAAGCUGCAAAAUCAUUGGCUCAAGCAACUGGUGCUAUUGUUGCUGUUACUGGAGCUGUGGAUAUUAUCACAGAUGGGAUACAAGUCAUUGGUGCACGCAACGGAGUGCAAAUGAUGCAAAAGAUAACAGCAACGGGGUGUUCUGUCACUGCUUUAAUUGCCGCCUUUGUUGCUGUUGACCCUACUCAUGCCUUUGAAGCUACGGUUGCAGCAUUAUCUGUAUUUGGCAUUGCCGGUGAGUUGGGUAUGCAGGAUGCAAAAGGUCCAGCUUCAUUGCGUGUUAACUUGAUUGAUUCGUUAUAUGCACUUGAUCAAGUGAGUAUACUUCAACAUGCUAAAAUAUCCCCGUUAUCUUGAUGCAUAAAGGUAUUUAUAGUUGGUAUUCAUUUGGAUUAUUAGUAAAAAAAAUAAGUUUGGAGGUUUUCUAUAGGUAACGACCCUUAAGUGACAUAUGCUUGGUAUUGUUGCAAAGAGUACAAAUUUUGGAUGGUUUUGAUUGAUUCUUUUAGUUAGAGUCGCUAUGGUUAUGUGAAUAAACCUCAACCCCAGGGUGAUUUUCGAAUAGGUUUCCUAUUUUUUUUAACACUAAAAUCAUGUUGUAGUGAUGUUCAGCGUAUUAUAUUUUAUCUUACCGUGUAUGUUAGUAUUCUGAUUGUACAGUAAGUUGAUGCUUAACUGUGAUCAUAUUGGCAUUUGUUUGUCAAAAAAAAUGAUGGCAAUAUCAACGCAAUCUGGCUAUGCAUUAUA